GUAAACCCUUCUUGACUAGUUUUAACACAUUGGCCUGCCCAUUUCAGUCUGUAAUGUCGACACAUUUCUACGAGUUGAAAACCUUUUUUGAGCUCCAUUUGCGUAUCUUAUGUCUUUACUGCUACAAUUAAACCCAUCAAUAAUUAUUCGAAUCUUAAUUUGGUCUCAUCGAGUAUGAACCAAAGUUAGAUUAUUUCAACAGUUUAAUUUGUUUCCAAUCCUUUUUCGCCGGUAUUCCAUUGGUAAUUGGGCAUUUCGCCAAAUAUUUACACUCGCCGGAAUCAUGGAUCGUCGACCAUCGGCACCUGCGAAGCCGAUAAAUAUGAACACACUUAAAAGGAAAAUUGAUGUCGAUAAUCGACUUUCUUUGGGCUAUUAUUAUCGGAUCGCUGAUACUCUUCUCAAACAGGCUGAUGUGUAUCGAGAAGAGAACAACAUAGUGGACUUGUAUGUUAUGCUCAUUAGGUUUUCAAGUUUGGUAUCUGAAACAAUAACCUUCCAUCGGGAUUAUCAGACACUGCAUCCUAGAGAAAGAUUACAUUAUAAAAAGAAAUUGCUAGCAGUGUUGGAUGAGCUAGAAUCAUUGAAGCCUGAGUUUCAGCGCCGAGUAAAUGAACACAACAAGGCUUACUCAGAAACACAACAAAAUCAAUUAAAUGGCAGAGAGACGGCCUCAUAUGGCUCAGAAACGUCCUUGACUUGGCCCUCUGCUUAUGCUGCUCCUAGUUUCGAUAGCAAGCAGCGACAACCCACUAGCAAAGCUCUUCAAUCUUCAUGGAAACAGAGCUAUGAUUUCCAAGCUUCUUCCACCUCCAUGCCUUUUGACAAAAAGUUCUCUAAGCUAUCUCUUGCAGUGCCGCUUCCAAACCAGGAAACAUUGUCGAGGCACUCUUUCUUAGGUCCAAAUGGAUUUCGUCAUCAGUGGCAAGGACCUAGUACAGAAAUUAAGGUUUCAUACCCAAGCUAUUCUGACUUAACUCCAGCUGAAAAUUCAUGCCUCAUCCAAGGUAUACAAGAUGAAGCUCGAGUUCAAAAGGAUGACAGUAGAGGGCAAGAAAUGGAAGCAGUCCUAUCUUUAGAUGACGGUAGCUGGUCAUGUCAUGAAGAUGACUUGCCCCUGGAAAUUAUAAGACAGCCAGUGCCUCCCCCUGUAUUAGCUCAAGUUCAGCCAGGAUACUGUCCUAUUUCCCCGUCAAGAGUUGCUGAUCCGAGACCUGGACCAGCUAAACCUUCAGAGGAUGGGAUACAGAAUCCUAAUUCAUAUCAGCACUUACAUAUUCCUGUAAGAAUGAUGGAAGAUUUCUUAAGACUAGCACAACAAAAUACAACUAAAAAUCUUGAAACAUGUGGAGUUCUAGCAGGUUCACUGAAAAACCGGGUGUUUCACAUCACUACUUUAAUUAUCCCAAAGCAGGAGUCAACUUCGGAUUCAUGCCAGACGUUAAACGAGGAAGAAAUAUUUGAUGUUCAAGACAAAGCAUCACUAUUUCCUCUUGGAUGGAUUCAUACACACCCCACACAGACGUGUUUUAUGUCAUCAGUUGACUUGCAUACCCAUUACUCUUAUCAGAUCAUGUUACCAGAGGCAAUUGCAAUCGUCAUGGCACCUACAGAUUCAUCUAGUCCACACGGGAUAUUUCACCUGUCCGACCCAGGUGGUGUUUCUGUGAUCCGAAAUUGUGAGCAGCGUGGAUUUCACCCUCAUGAAGAACCAUCUGAUGGUAGCCCAUUAUAUGAGCACUGCUCACAUGUUUAUAUGAACCCGAAAUUGAGGUUUGAUGUGGUCGAUCUUCGAUGAGCUUUUCAUGUUCGUCGUUCGAUACUUAUGUAUCUAGGCAAUUAUUUUAUAGAACAUAAAUCCACUCAAUCGUUUGUACAGCUAUCAGUUGAUCAUAUUUGUAAAUUAUAUUGCUAUUGAGACAACCAGGUAACUCUGUUUUAUAUCCUGUAUAACGAGGAACCAAACAUGACUGCCCGGGAUCUUCUUUUGUGAAGGUUGCUAUUGAUGAAAGAAACUUGUCUUGCUGUU
Messenger RNA from Amaranthus tricolor (Joseph's coat), 2029 nucleotides. Its product is annotated as AMSH-like ubiquitin thioesterase 3. NCBI's taxonomy places the organism in Eukaryota, Viridiplantae, Streptophyta, Magnoliopsida, Caryophyllales, Amaranthaceae. Gene Ontology annotation, biological process: protein K63-linked deubiquitination; protein K48-linked deubiquitination. Gene Ontology annotation, molecular function: metal-dependent deubiquitinase activity; protein binding; K63-linked deubiquitinase activity. Gene Ontology annotation, cellular component: endosome; membrane. The transcript has 14 exons. The record is from RefSeq and is a predicted model, not a curated record. The coding region runs from base 284 to 1798 and encodes 504 amino acids.